Molecule: messenger RNA, 1174 nt
Organism: Exophiala oligosperma
Lineage: Eukaryota; Fungi; Ascomycota; Eurotiomycetes; Chaetothyriales; Herpotrichiellaceae
Exons: 1
Coding region: 1-1155 (384 amino acids)
Molecular function (GO): protein binding
Source: RefSeq, a predicted model, not a curated record
AUGUCAGCCAUGAAAGGGAUCUGGAAACGCAUUCAUUUACAGAUUGAGCCACUGCAACGAUCGUCCCAUUGCCUGUCGGUCGUGGGAGACAACACUGCAUGCGUUUUUGGUGGGGAACUCGAACCGCGUAAACCGCGGGACAAUGUGGUCUACUUGAUCGAUCUAGCGGACGCCACCGACAGCAGCACUGCUGCUGCUGCCGCUGCUGCUAAUACUAUCCACGGUGGUGUCGAAGCGGUCAGCAGCACAAAUGGCUCCUCCCCAAGCCCUCGAGUAGGCGCCGCCUCUACCAGCCUCGGUGGGAGAUUUUACUGUUUCGGCGGUCGAGGCGGAGUUUCCAUGACUUGCCUACAAUCCAAUGGAUCAUUCGACGUUUUCGACAAGUCCACUUCUUCGUGGUCAGUUAUGAAUCCCGCCAAUUCCCAUUGUGGUGGUGGGGGUGGCGGAGGAGGAGGAGGAGGAGGAGGAGACCACCCGUGUCCUGAAGACCGCUCGUACCACUCCAUGACCUCGGACAAUGUCGACAAGAUUUAUCUGCACGCCGGAUGUCCUGCCCAAGGUAGAUUGAACGAUUUGUGGGAAUUCGACACGACCACGCUGAAAUGGAGACAACUUCCAUCGGCACCUGGUGGUGGUGGUGGUGGUCGAGGGGGAGCGAGUAUCGCGUAUUCCUCCACCAAGGGCAAGCGCAAGCUGUACCGUGUCAACGGGUUUGACGGUCAGGUCGAGCAAGGCGGCGCCGUCGACGUUUACGAUGUCGAUGACGCGACCUGGUCCAGUGUCGAAUACAAACCCGACGGCGUGGAAGGCCCCGAGCCGAGGAGCGUGGCGACCCUCGUCCCCGUCAGGACCGCCGCCUCGGGCGGUGGUGAGCUGUUGGUGACAAUGUUCGGUGAAGGGUCGCCCAGUGACCUGGGCCAUGCCGGGGCCGGCCGCAUGUUUUCCGACGUCUGGGCGUUCGACACGACCACCGGAAAGUGGUGCCGUGUGGAAUGCCCGCCGGGGGAGCCCGCUCCGGCCGGUCGAGGUUGGUUCGACGCCGAUGUUUGGCCCGGUGGUGAAGGUGAGAAGGAGGGGGACCGAGUCGUGAUCCACGGAGGUUUACACGACAGCAAUCGACGACUGGACGACAUGUGGGUACUGCAAAUACUCUGACCUCGCACGUUGAUACACG